AUGGGUUCAAAGUCCACUCGGCAGCCAGCGCAAUUUCUCACGAUCACCAUGCUCUGGUUCUACGCUCUCGCAACAGUCGCUCCCGUUUUCGGGCUGACCGGUCCUUUCAAGAGAGCCCAAAGGCCACAAAUGGGGUGGAACUCGUGGAAUACCUUCAAGCUCGGAAUCAACCAGACAAUUGUCGAAGGAACCGCGCAAGCUUUAGUGGAUACUGGACUUCGUGAUGCCGGCUACACGUACCUAGUCAUGGAUGAUGGCUGGCAAAAUCUUACCAGAGGUCCGGAUGGGAGACAACAAGCCAACGCCACGCGCUUUCCCUCCGGGCUCAAGGUACUUGCCGAUGAGCUCCACGAGAAGGGUCUUAAGUUUGGCUUAUACAGUCAGAAGCGUCAACUAAUCAGACAGUACGAUAACUGCGGAGGAUUCUACGGCAACACCCGACCAGUCCAGGAGCGCUUUCAAAUCAUGUCCCGAGCUUUGAAGAACACAGGUCGCGACAUCUUCUACGCUGUUUGCCAAUGGGGCCACCAGUGGCCCUGGUACUGGGCCGACCAGUUCACUGAUUCUUACAGAAUGUCUGGGGACAUCCACGCCAAGUUUCGCGAUGAUGGGAACUCCGUCUGCAAAACUGCCUACUGUCUCAACACUGGCUACGCUGGGGUUAGUGUUCUGACCAUGAUCCGCAAGAUGCGCGAGAUCUCUGGUUUCCAGAAGAAGGGCUCCUGGGCUGAUAUGGACAUGCUCGAGGUCGGCGUCAACCGCAACUUCACACUCCACCAGGAUCAGACCCACCUAAGCUUCUGGGCAGCCUUGAAGAGCCCUCUCAUCAUUGGUGCGGACAUCACAACAAUCAGAAGAUCUUCUCUUGAUGUGUUAUUGAAGAAAGAGAUCAUUGGAAUCAACCAAGAUGACCUCGGGGUAGCUGUCUCUUACGUAGCUGAACUCUCCAAAGAGGACGAAAUCCAGGUCUGGGCUGGACCUGUGAAGUACAAAAGGUACAACCAUGUUGCGCUUGCUCUGAAUUACAACGUGGUGAACCACACUGCUGAUAUUGAGCUGCCAUGGUCGAAACUCCUCGGGUUCCAGGGCUGCAAAAACGGUAAUGUCCGUGUCAGAGAUGUUUGGGAGGAUAAAGAUCUCGUAUCUGGGAAAGAAAGUAUCACCCUCCAGGAGGUGGUACAGGACCAAACCAAGGUGUUGCUGCUUUCUUGCUAG
Molecule: messenger RNA, 1215 nt
Organism: Verticillium dahliae VdLs.17
Lineage: Eukaryota; Fungi; Ascomycota; Sordariomycetes; Glomerellales; Plectosphaerellaceae
Product: alpha-galactosidase
Exons: 4
Coding region: 1-1215 (404 amino acids)
Biological process (GO): carbohydrate metabolic process
Molecular function (GO): hydrolase activity, hydrolyzing O-glycosyl compounds
Source: RefSeq, a predicted model, not a curated record